Messenger RNA from Lecanosticta acicola, 990 nucleotides. NCBI's taxonomy places the organism in Eukaryota, Fungi, Ascomycota, Dothideomycetes, Mycosphaerellales, Mycosphaerellaceae. The record is from the annotation of a GenBank genome assembly.
AUGGCCGCAUCAGCAAUGAGCCUCGCGGACCUCGAAAAGGACCCCCGCCUCUUCCUCUACACCUCCCUCACGGCCGGAUCCUCACACAUCAUCACCGCGACCUCACGAAUGGAAACGAUCCUCAAAGCCAACAAAAUCCCCUUCCAAGCAAUCGACACGGCAACAGACGAGAAAGCCCGCCGACUAUGGCAGCGCAGAGCAGGACAGAGGAAACUGCCAGGACUAGUCAAGGAAGGAUUCGUGCUGGGGGAUCUCAACGAAGUAGAAGAAUGGAAUGAAUUCGGGGAGCUGAAAGAGAAUAUUGGACCCGUGCCGUCGGUGAGUGGGAAGGAUGCUAUUCCUGCUGGAGGGCAGGUGGGUGUGAAUAUCGCUCCGCCGCUUUCUGGGAAUUCUGCGAAGGCUGCUGCGGCGCCUAUCAAUAAGGCUCCACAGCCGGGGUUUGAUAGGUCGAAAGCUAUACCGCUUCCUGGUGCGGAAGAAAUGGCUGCGAGGAAUACGAAGGCAAAGGAAGCUACGACGACGACGACGACGACGGCGACUCCUCCACCUUCGACUCUGGAAGCUAUUAAUCCGGAAACUCUCACUUCUUCGCCCGAGGAUAAGAAGGAGAGUAUUGAGAAGGCGAAGGAGGUUGCGUCGUCAGAGCAGCAGCAGCAGCAGCAGCAGCAUCCUGCGGAGGAACACCUCUCUGCUCCGGCUUCGGGGAUACAAUCUGAGACUGCUUCGCCGAAGACUGCAGAGGAGGGAGAAGGGGAAGACACGGAAGAAAAGGAACGUAGGGAAGCCAAGGAGAAGCACCGCGGCAGUCACGUGAUUGAUGCUCCCCAGGAUGAGAUCAAGGAGAUCGAAAGCGCGAAUUCUCUGAAAGAGGAAGAAGGCGAAGAUGCCGUGUCCAGGGGUGUGGCGGAUCUCACAGUUGGAGAAGAUCAGAAGACGCAGGAGCAGAGUGCCAAGGAGCCUGAAGCAGCCAGUGCAAGUGUUCAGGAUUGA